Messenger RNA from Ylistrum balloti, 1752 nucleotides. Its product is annotated as dnaJ homolog subfamily A member 1-like. Gene Ontology annotation, cellular component: cytosol; cytoplasm. Gene Ontology annotation, molecular function: ATP binding; Hsp70 protein binding. The coding region runs from base 147 to 1358 and encodes 403 amino acids. NCBI's taxonomy places the organism in Eukaryota, Metazoa, Mollusca, Bivalvia, Pectinida, Pectinidae. The transcript is spliced from 6 exons. Gene Ontology annotation, biological process: response to heat; protein refolding. The record is from RefSeq and is a predicted model, not a curated record.
CUGGAAGUUUCUACAUGUUCGAGAAGGAUCAUUGACAUAAAAGUGAUAUUUCUGUAGCUGAGUGGUUAAUUUUCAGUCGUUUAAGAGAGAAGACACAUAUCCUGCAUCAGAAACGGAUACGUGUUAGAAGUUAAUUCAAGACAAAAAUGGUGAAAGAAACAGCAUACUACAAAAUACUGGGAGUUGAUCCCAGUUGUACUCCUGAGGAAUUGAAGAAAGCUUACAGAAAACUUGCUCUGAAAUAUCAUCCUGACAAAAAUCCUGAUGAAGGAGAAAAGUUCAAAGCAAUCAGCCAAGCUUAUGAAGUACUGGCUGACCCUAAAAAGAGAGAGAUUUAUGACCGAGGAGGUGAGGAAGCCAUUAAAGGUGGUGAUGCUGGAGGUGGUUUCAACUUCCACUCACCCAUGGACAUUUUCGACAUGUUCUUUGGAGGUGGUGGUGGUGGAGGUCGCAGGGGAAGAGGUCCAGCCAAAGGAAAAGAUGUUGUUCAUCAAAUCAAGGUUUCUUUAGAAGACUUAUAUAAAGGAGCCACAAGGAAACUGGCUCUUCAGAAAAAUGUAAUCUGUGAUAAAUGUGACGGUCGUGGUGGUAAGGAAGGUGCAGUAGAGAAAUGUACACAGUGUCGUGGAACAGGUAUGCAGGUACGAAUACAACAGAUAGGCCCAGGAAUGGUCCAACAGAUACAGAGUGUAUGUGGAGAUUGUCAGGGACAGGGAGAGCGUAUCAAUCCCAAGCACCGCUGUAAACAUUGUCAGGGACGAAAAGUGGUGCGUGAACGAAAGAUCCUUGAGGUCCACAUCGACAAAGGCAUGAGAGAUGGACAAAAUAUCCGUUUCCAUGGUGAGGGAGAUCAGGAACCAGGUCUUGAGGCUGGUGACAUCAUCAUUGUCCUGGAUGAAAAGGAACACUCAGCCUUCCGGCGACAUGAUAACGACCUUAUUAUGGAGAUGGAGUUGAAUCUUGUUGAGACUCUUUGUGGCUUCCAGAAAACCAUCCCCACACUUGAUGACAGAACUCUUGUACUCACAAACCUACCAGGGGAUGUAAUCAAACAUGCAUCUGUUAAGUGUGUUAUGAAUGAAGGCAUGCCUAUAUACAAGGACCCAUUUGAAAAAGGACGACUUAUAAUCAAAUUUAGUAUUAAAUUCCCAGAUAAAAUAGACCCUGCUUGUGUCGGUAGUCUGGAAAAAAUAUUGCCACCCCGACAGGAAGUAAUUAUUCCUGAUGGAGCAGAGGAACAUGACCUUGUUGAAUUUGACCCCAAGGCACAGUCAAGUCGACGACGAGACGAAGCAUAUGGAGACGAUGAGGACGGUGAUGGGAUGGGUGGACAGAGAGUGCAAUGUGCGUCACAUUAAUAUUAUGACAAGCAAGAGACGUUUUAGAAAGACUUGUUUUUAACUAUUCCUGUGACCAUUUUAGCUGAUGUAUUUGUGAUUCCAUUAAAUGAAGGUAUAUAGAUUAUUGAUAAGAAUUCACUCCACAGUUUUUUAUAGGUUUGUGUAUCUUUUAAAUAACUAUGAUUCCAAGACUGAAAUAUAUCUUUUUGUUAAUAUUGAUAAAUAUACAUUACAAAACUAGGUAAUUCUGCAAUAAAGUAAGUGUCUGAUUUACACCAGUGUAGAUUGAUUUACUGAAUUAUAUCAUUUCCACAUCAGAGAAAUGUCUGUUAAUUGUGAAACUGAUAGGUUUUAUAUAUAUUGAACAAGACCUUCUGAUGAAGUCACAGAAAUUACCAUGAAUUCCUAUAUU